This is a messenger RNA of Cynoglossus semilaevis (tongue sole), 3922 nucleotides long. RefSeq names its product histone cell cycle regulator a (gene hira). The record is from RefSeq and is a predicted model, not a curated record. The transcript is spliced from 25 exons. Bases 197 to 3241 code for a protein of 1014 amino acids. NCBI's taxonomy places the organism in Eukaryota, Metazoa, Chordata, Actinopteri, Pleuronectiformes, Cynoglossidae. Gene Ontology annotation, cellular component: HIR complex; nucleus; chromatin. Gene Ontology annotation, biological process: chromatin remodeling; DNA-templated transcription; regulation of DNA-templated transcription. Gene Ontology annotation, molecular function: protein binding; nucleosome binding.
CCCCCCCUGGCGGUGCCCUAGCCUCGGAGCUUCAGGGAUGCUGUUGCUGCCGCCCCGGAGAUGGAGUUGAAGCACAAAAACGGCCAAGUGUUGGACGGAGUUUGAGACAAAGGACAUCACGGCGCUGCUCUUUGGAUGAAGUAUUGGCGGCAAUAAAAAAAGAGGCGGGAGGUUUUUUUAGAAAGUCGUGCUGAAAAUGAAGCUGCUGAAGCCGAGCUGGGUGAGCCACAACGGCAAACCCAUAUUUUCGGUUGACAUUCAUCCGGAUGGGACGAAAUUUGCCACCGGGGGACAAGGGGAGGAUUCUGGGAAGGUGAUGAUUUGGAACAUGGCGCCGGUACUCCGGGAGGAGGACGAGAAGAAUGAGAAUAUUCCCAAGAUGCUUUGCCAGAUGGACAAUCACCUAGGUAGCAUUCCCUGGAGGCGAUGGUCCAACAAUGGGUUGUACCUGGCAUCGGGAGGAGAUGACAAGCUGGUCAUGGUGUGGAGGAGAGCUGCAUUCAUUGGCCCGAGCACAGUGUUUGGAUCCAGCAGUAAACUGGCGAACGUGGAGCAGUGGCGUUGCGUCACCAUCCUUAGGAAUCACACUGGAGAUGUGAUGGACGUGGCUUGGUCUCCUCAUGACAUGUGGCUCGCCUCCUGCAGCGUCGACAACACUAUCGUCAUCUGGAACGCACGGAAAUUUCCAGAAAUGGUGACAUGUUUGCGUGGCCACACUGGGCUGGUCAAGGGUCUGACGUGGGACCCAGUGGGUAAAUACAUCGCCUCCCAGGCAGACGACCACAGUCUGAAGGUGUGGAGGACGGUGGACUGGCAGAUGGAGGCCAACAUCACUAAACCCUUCACUGAGUGUGGUGGGACGACCCACGUGCUGCGUCUGUCCUGGUCCCCGGAUGGUCAGUACCUGGUGUCGGCUCACGCCAUGAACAACUCCGGGCCAACCGCUCAGAUCGUGGAGAGAGACGGCUGGAAAACCAACAUGGACUUUGUGGGCCACCGUAAGGCUGUCACGGUCGUGAAAUUCAACCCAAAGAUCUUCAAAAAGAAGCAGAAGAACGGAAGUUCUCCCAAACCCAGUUGUCCGUACUGCUGCUGCGCCGUAGGCAGCAAAGACCGAUCACUCUCAGUCUGGCUGACAUCCCUGAAGCGCCCCCUGGUGGUUAUCCAUGACCUUUUUGAUAAAUCAAUCAUGGACAUUUCCUGGACUCUGACAGGUCUGGGGAUGUUGGUGUGUUCAAUGGACGGCACCGUGGCUUACCUGGACUUUUCCAUGGACGAACUGGGGGACCCUCUCAACGAGGAGGAGAAGAACAGCAUCCAUCAAAACAUCUAUGGAAAGAGUCUGGCCAUAACCAGCACCGAGGCCCAGCUCUCCACCACCAUCAUCGAGAAUCCCGAGAUGCUGAAAUACCAGCAGGAGCGGCAGAACUCGGCCCAGGCCAACGUAGGCCCAGGGGGCGCCAAACCCGAGUCCUCUACCCCCAAACUGAAUAGUGUGAUGAACGGAGAGUCUUUGGAGGAUAUCAGGAAGAACCUUCUAAAGAAACAAGUGGAAACGAGAACCGCAGACGGCAGGAGACGGAUCACGCCGCUGUGCAUCGCUCAACUUGACACGGGGGACUUCUCUCCUGCUCUCUUCAACAGCGUUCCCAUCCUGCCCUCGGGCACCUCCAUGUCCAAUCAGCUUCCCCCUCAGCUCGGCUCCGACUCCAACCAUGGACAGAAGCCUGGCCAAGAACCCAUGCUUACCUCGCCUCCGGCUGGCAGUGCAGCCAAGGGCCUGGAGGACAACAGGGACGGCGUGAAGCCCAGUCUCCUGCUCACCUCUGCUUCCAAGAUUGAGCCAAUGAAAGCGCUGGACUCCAGGUUCACAGAGAGGUCAAAGGCAACGUCCGGCGUCACGGUGGCCAUCUCCUCGACCACUGGACUCGUGCCGCUUGAGAGGCCCAAAGAGGUCGUCCUGGUGCCGAAGGACGUGAAAGCUAAAGAAGACACCAGCAGCGACAGCGAGGACAAGAUGGCCUCCAUCAACAAAAACUUGGCGUUUGCAAAGAGGAAACCGGAGCUGCUGAUGGACGGAGGAGAGGUGGUGGAGAAGAGGAAGAAGGGAAGGCCCAGGAAAGACAAGAUGGCUGCCCCCAUCACCCAAACCCUCCCACAGAUCUCUCCUCCGGUUGAACGGGAGCCGAGCAGACCCGCUCCUGCCACUCCGGCUCCUGUGGCAGUCCUCAGACUUCCGACACCAAGUACACAGAAGUCCUUCAGUCUCCAGGGGAGCAUGGAGCCGUCCGUGUUCCUAGAGGUGGAGAACGAGGUUUCAGUCGUGGCAGGUUCCAGGCUCAGUCAGCUGCGAGUCACCAGAGAUGGACGAGACUGGAACACCCUGUUGCCGAGCUCGGUGGUCACUGCUGCUGGGAGCAGUGAAAUCCUGGCGGUGGCUUGUAGCGACAGGAUGUUGUCGGUUUUCUCCUCCUGUGGGCGGCGACUGCUUCCUGCCAUUCAGCUGGGAAUGCCUGUGUCAGCGCUGCACUGCACCGCCCACUUUGUCAUGGCGCUGACGGCCGGAGCGACACUCUCUGUCUGGGACGUCCAAAAGCAAAAGGCUCUGGUGAAGAACGAGUCUCUCUCGAGCAUUUUAUCUGGUGCUGACACCACAGUGUCUCAGUCUCUGCUAACUCAGCAGGGAGUUCCUGUCAUUGGACUGUCCAAUGGGAAGUCGUACUGCUUCAGCUCCUCGUUAGAGACUUGGACUCUAAUCGCAGAUAAAGGCGACUCUUUGGUCCAGUGUGCCGACUUCAGGAGCUGCCUGACGAACAGCGACCGGUCCGUGUCCACGGGGCCUCUGGCCGUGAUGCAGGGACGUAACCUCAAUGCCGGUCGACUGGCGUCACGCCUCUCCUCCACGCCUCACCACCUGCAGCAGAGCAUGACGCUUGCCUUCCUGGAGAAUCAGCUGGCGUCGUCUCUGACUCUGCAGUCGGCGCAGGAGUAUCGCUACUGGCUGCUCAUCUACGCCCGCUUCCUGGUCAAUGAAGGCUCAGAGUUCCGGCUCAGAGAACUCUGUAAGGAGCUGCUCGGUCCCGUCCACAAGUCCACGUCCACGUCCUGGGAGCCCACUACCCUCGGUCUCCGUAAGCGGGAUUUGCUGCAGGAGGUGUUACCCGUUAUUGGCGAGAACCUGCGAUUCCAGCGACUGUUCACGGAGUAUCAGGACCAGCUGGAGCUGCUGCGCAACAAAUAACACGCGCACACACACCGGCUGACCUCUGGCAUCCUGACUCCUCACUGCACCAGCGUGGUUUGUUCCGCUACGGCUCGGCAUCGGCUAAACUCUCUCACCCGCCAUAGAAGCUUUGACAGUGGUGGACAGUGGACAGUGAGUUCACAUGCAGUCGUCCAGUUUCAGGCACUGGGACGUUUGGCUGCUGACGUACACGGGGGACAGAUGGGUGCUUUAUCGUUUCUUUUUUACUUAAUUUCGGCCGCCUACGCUGCAUCUUUUUGGGGGGUUUUUUCUCAGCCUAGCCUAUGCACAGCUCUUCCUCUCACCGCCAGUCGUGAUGUCAUCGGUUUCGUAUAAUGAGAGACCCGAGACGAAGACGGGCCAGUGUAAAACCAAGAGAAAGUCUAAAGAGCAAUACGUAUGUACCAAAGUGAUGCCUUCUAGUGUGAAAGAAAAGAGACAAUAUACAUACAUAGUAGGUGACAUGGUCUUUUUUUUUUCUUUCCUCUCCUCUCCCCUAUGGUUGGACGCAGAAAAGUGUUCCUUAUAUAGAGGAAAAUGAUCAUUUACGAGGGUCAUAUAUCCAUAGCAUCAUCAAACAUCAUCUGACCAGGCUCCGCCCACUUUGGUCUCUCAGUGUACACCUGGGUAUUUGAUACAAUUUUAUCAAACGGCAAAAAAAAAAAAAAAAAAAAAAAA